UUCGUGGGUAUGCAAGUUUUGAAGAUGCGCCUCGACGGGAACGUGGGGUACCUGACGGAUGAAGUCAGUGAGUGGAGAUCAGCUGUCCUGGCUUAAGCUAUAUCUACACUACAUGACCUUUACUACUAUAUUGCCAUGACAUAUGCUUGACUUGGGGGAUGAUCUUUCUACGACAGUAUGGGUCACUAGAUAAAUCUUUAUUUAGUGUAGGCUGAACGUGUCUGAUCGCUCCAACCAUUUAUUAUUUAUAAAUAAGUUCUGCAGGGUCCUCCGAAACUGACGCGACUCUCCGCCUCCGCGAAAACGACAUGCCAGCCUUAUUGCGGAAACUGGCUAUCUUCGCUGCCGUUGAUGGACUUAUUCUCCAGUUUCCGGGGAAUGGGUUGCGGCACAAUGGAAACAGCGAGACCUCCUCUAUUCGGAUUGACUACAAAACUGGCAGGAUUUCAUCCAUACCAGCCUACCCUGCGGACCAAGAUGAGCGAGAUCCGGGGUUGGAGGCUUUUGGCCUUGUGGGCCUCCUAAACGUUGCAUCAUAUUCCUUUCUCAUCUCUAUAACUCAACGCCAACAGGUUGCGCAAAUUCAAGGAAAGCCUGUAUAUACUAUCAGCAAUGUCGCCGUCAUUCCAAUUUCAUCGCAAGAAGAUGCUAGCCGCGCAAUCUCCCAGGCAAAGGAACAACUUUUACAAGGUGAUGACGAGCAAGAUGAGACGGCUUCGGAGGAGAGCCUCUCUGAUGUAGAAACUGAGGGAGAGGAGGUCGAUAUUAGCAGCGUUCCAUCUUCUCCGGUCCGAGAGACUUACCAUGUGAGAGGCCAUAGUGUCAGUAGUAUUGCGGAAGAUGUGAUCGGGAAAAAGGCCCGGUUCGGGCGUUUCGCAGCAAAUUGGCUGUCGAGGAAAACUCUUGGGUUACCAGGAUUUGGUACAGUGGGCCAAAACACUGAAGACCCGUCUAAAGUUUCGAAUCAAUCGAUCGAACUUACAGAUGUGAACAAAAUUAACACCGAAGCAACUACGGCGGAAGGAGAUACUUCGCUGCAAAAGACCACAGGACAGCCAUCGUCGGCCGACCCGACGGUUGAAUUGCUACCGAAAUUGCUUCGUUAUACGAAACUGCUGUUUACAUCGAGUAAUUUCUUUUUCGCUUACGAUUAUGACCUCACUAGGCACAUUGCCGGGCAAAGGCUGGCGCUCAAUAGCCAUCUACCACUACACAAGAUAGUGGAUGAAUUGUAUUUCUGGAAUAAACAUCUCAUGGCACCAUUCAUCACAGCCGAUGCCCAUAGCUUUGUGUUACCGCUGAUGCAGGGUUUUGUCGGCCAGCGGGAAUUCACUGUAGCUACUGCACCGGACCACCAGCCGACUAGGUUGGAUAACUCCACUCAAGGGAGCUCCGAAGGCCGUAUUUUGGGUGAAAAACAUGAGGCACAAGCUUCUGGUGCUGAUGUCAAUAAACGGAACUUUCUCCUUACCCUGAUUUCUCGGCGAUCGGUCAAGCGGCCUGGCCUCCGAUAUCUCCGCCGUGGUGUUGAUGAUGAAGGAAAUACCGCCAACAACGUAGAGACCGAACAGAUUCUCUCAGUUCCGGACAGGGAUUCUGCGCAUAAUAUGUACUCCUAUCUGCAAGUGCGUGGUUCUAUUCCCCUAUACUUCUCCCAGUCCCCAUAUGCUUUCAAGCCCGUUCCUGUGUUGCACCACUCGACAGAAACGAACCAGUUUGCCUUUGAUAGACACUUUCGGGCACUAAGCCAAAAGUAUGGCAAAAUUCAAGCCGUCUCACUCAUUGAUAAGCAUGCCAGCGAAAAGAAGCUAGGGGAGCAGUAUGAAAAAUAUGCGCAAGCUCUCAACAAAUCAGGAGGAAUAGAAGGUGCACCUCUCGGUUUAGAGUGGUUUGAUUUCCACAAUGAAUGCCGUGGGAUGAAAUUUGAGAACGUCAAUCGGCUCAUAAAUAGCUUGGAGAACACUUUGAACGAAUAUGGGGACACAAUCGUGCGGAACGAUACUGUUGUUCGAGGUCAAACGGGUAUCAUCCGCACGAAUUGCAUGGACUGCCUAGACCGUACGGGAGUCGCACAGUGCGCCUUUGGUCAAUGGGCCCUAGAGCGGGAGCUGAAGCAGGAAGGUAUCGAAAUUGAUCUCAGCGGCGAUUCCUCGACUCAAUGGUUUAAUACCCUUUGGGCUGAUAAUGGGGACGCCAUCUCCAAGCAGUAUUCCUCGACGGCAGCUCUAAAGGGCGACUAUACACGGACGAGGAAGCGGGACUACCGGGGUGCACUGAACGACCUGGGUCUGACUUUAACACGUUACUUUAACAAUAUUGUCAGCGACUAUUUCUCACAAGCAUGUAUCGAUUACUUAUUGGGGAAUGUCUCUACGCAAGUAUUCAAAGAAUUUGCCACGGAGAUGCAAACAGCUGACCCAGGAAUUUCGGUUCAAAAGCUCCGCCAAAAUGCUAUCGACACAAGCUGCAGGAUCGUGAUAAGCGAACAAUCGGAGGAGUUUCUAGGCGGUUGGACUAUGCUUACUCCACGACAACCUAAUACCCUGCGAACCUUGCCAUUCGAGGAGGCGGUUCUCUUGCUCACAGAUGCCGCCAUCUACAGCUGCCGGUUCGACUGGAACACCGACAAGGUGCUGUCAUUCGAACGGAUUGAUCUACGCUCCGUGACGCGAAUCAACUACGGCACAUAUAUCACUUCCAUUCUAACCGACACCCAAACUGACAAACGUGGCAACGUCGGCCUUGUCAUAGAGCAUCGUGAGGGCGACACAAACGCUCUUCGUGUCAACACUCGCUCGUUACAGAGUAACGUGGACACCAAGACACUCGACAGCAACGCCACCUCCAACAACGAAUGGGACAUGUAUUCCUGGUUCAAGGGUGCCCCACGGUCCAAAACUCAGUUCAUUGCAUUCAAAGCUCUUCCCCUCUCUAAUUCUGUCACGCAGACAAGGAGAAGCAGUACAACAGUUAGCGAAAUAGAUUGGGUGCGGGCCAUCUGCGAGGAAAUAGAGCGAGCCAUGAAGGUUGGUGAGGCUCCGCGACCAGAUUCCGAUGAUCAUGAAGGAUCAUCCAUAAUUGAAGCGUCAGACAUUAUUUCAUUGGAAGAUGCCAAGGCACGGACUGGCAUCUUAGAGCACUUGGUUUAUGACAUAAAGAAGUUGGUGUGGGCAUAGAUUGUGUGACGGAAUAUAUCGUCUUCUUAUACAUACAUAGUUUAUAGGCGUACACAAUUUCCCUCGGGGCUAUAGUCUAGUAUAUAGUAUAUCAAUCAUUGC
Messenger RNA from Aspergillus alliaceus, 3278 nucleotides. RefSeq names its product SacI domain protein. Lineage: Eukaryota; Fungi; Ascomycota; Eurotiomycetes; Eurotiales; Aspergillaceae. Gene Ontology annotation, cellular component: endoplasmic reticulum. Gene Ontology annotation, molecular function: phosphatidylinositol-4-phosphate phosphatase activity. The coding region runs from base 309 to 3176 and encodes 955 amino acids. The record is from RefSeq and is a predicted model, not a curated record. Gene Ontology annotation, biological process: phosphatidylinositol dephosphorylation. The transcript has 3 exons.